AAUCUGGCUGGGAUGAGGGAGAGGAGGUUGCAGUGAGCCGAGAUAGCGCCACUGCACUCCAGCCUGGACAACAGAGACACGACUCUGUCUUAAAGAAAAAAAAAUGACUUCUUCCUCAUUGACCUGUGGCCGCUCCAAGGCCAUCAUCUCACAUCUUUCUACCUCCGCAGCACACAACACGCCUUAGUUGGCAACAGUCAGAGUUUGUGGAAUUUGGGGGAAGGGCGGGGUCUAACCUCAGGUCAGACGUGGUGCAAGGUACAUCUUGGCACCUGGAAGAGGCCCAGCACGUUUGCCCCAGAGGUGACCCUACCUCCCCCACCAGUUGAGGCACCCUUGUUGCCAGGCAAGCCGCGGGGAUGCGCUCAUUGGCCAAGAAGGAACGCCUGUUACUAGAGGGGAGAACCAGAGCCCCAUUGGUCGGGACACCUCACAAUAGACCCCAGCAGCGCGCAGAGUCCUUAUGAUUGGUUUGCCGCCUGUCUCAGGAGACCCUGUUGCCUGGAGCUCAGGAUACUUGGCGCUCCCAACCCGACCCACGUUCCCCAUUGGCCUGGCAAAAGCCGCCAUCUAAUGAGCGGCGAAGUGCGGAGCUCCGGAAUGCAGGCUUUCCGCGGUGCGAUCUAGUCCUGUGGGAGGCAGCCCGGGCCGUACCGCAGCCGCCCAAACCAGUGCAAGGCCCCCCCCAGGCCUGACAUCGCUUCCAGUGCUCGAGAACCAAGGCCUGCUGUGGAGGACACUGUGCUCCCUUGGGACCUGCUCUGGAUCCCGGCCCAGGCGUCCCCUCGGAGCUCCGCAUCUCCAACCUGAAACCCAACCCAGAAGGCUCAAGUUCGACGGGCCCACUUGGCGUGCGGAUCCACUGAGGGUGAAUCCACAGAGAGGUGUGCCCAUCUCCUGCGUCUUAGUUAUCCCGGUGAUCGUGUAUCCGCCAAUUGUUGAUCGCCUCAUUAACUUGGCUUUCUGGGUGCACCCACCUCCUCACCUGUCCAAACCAGACUUCUCUCCAAAGUGUUGGAAAUUCUGUGCCCUAAAGAAUUCCAACUCAGAUCCGAACAGGGAUCUGGUGGAAUAGAGGGUAAAAGGCUGGAGGGACCAUGUUCUACUAUCCCAAUGUGCUUCAGCGCCACACCGGCUGCUUUGCCACCAUCUGGCUGGCAGCGACGCGCGGCAGCCGGUUGGUGAAGCGCGAAUACUUGAGGGUGAACGUGGUGAAGACCUGCGAGGAAAUCCUCAAUUAUGUGCUGGUACGAGUUCAACCCCUGCAGCCCGGCCUGCCGCGGCCCCGCUUCUCCCUCUAUCUCUCAGCCCAACUUCAGAUCGGUGUGAUCCGCGUCUAUUCUCAACAAUGCCAGUACCUCGUGGAGGACAUCCAGCACAUCUUGGAGCGCAUCCACCGUGCCCAGCUGCAGAUCCGAAUAGAUAUGGAGACUGAGCUACCCAGCUUGCUGCUUCCUAACCACCUGGCCAUGAUGGAGACCCUAGAAGAUGCACCAGAUCCCUUUUUUGGGAUGAUGUCUGUGGAUCCCAGACUUCCUAGUCCUUUCGAUAUCCCUCAGAUUCGACACCUCUUAGAGGCUGCACCCCCAGAGAGAGUUGAAGAGAUUCCUCCUGAAGUGCCUACAGAGCCCAGGAAGCCAGACAGGAUUCUGGUCACUGUGCUUCCCCCUGAGGCCAUCACGCUCCAGGAGGCAGAGCCCAUACGGAUGCUGCAGAUUGAGGGUGAACGGGAUAUCCCAGAGGUCAGCCGCCGAGACUUGGACCUACUGAUUGCAGAGGAAGAUGAAGCUAUCUUGCUAGAAGCCAGGCGUCUCCAGCAGCUUAGGGCCCGCCUGGCACUGGAAGAGGCAAAGGAGGAGCCCCGGGUCCCAGAGGGUGAAAUCAUAGUCCCCCGGAUCUCACCUCCAGCUCCUGCAGAGGUAGAAGGAAUAGCAGAGCCACUUCCAGUCCAGGCCCUGGUCCCUGAGGAGCUGAGGCCGACAGGCUGGGAGCCUGAGGCCCUGCUCAUGGAGGUGACCCCCCCAGAGGAACUUCGUCUGCCAGUCCCACCCAGCCCAGAGCGGAGGCCCCCGGUACCCCCACCUCCUCCCCGCCGCCGUCGCCAGUUACUGUUCUGGGACAAGGAGACACAGAUCUCCCGGGAGAAAUUCCGGAAACAACUACAAACCAGAGCCCACUGCCGGGAAUGUCCCAUGGUGCAGCCUCCUGAGAGGACCAUCAUAAGCCCUGCGGAGUUGUUCAGAACCCCAACUCUGUGUAAGAAUGGCAGGGGUUGGGCACGAAGGAUCCUCAAAACCAAUUCCUCAUUCCUGGUGCUCCUCAUACCUCAAACCCUGUGCUUAUUGCCUGCUUGUCCACAGCUGGCUGGCUACCCCCUGAACUACUGGGCCUUUGGACUUCUUGUGCCCAGCCACUCCCAAGAGCACUCAGGCGAGAGCUGCCUGAGGAGGCUGCUGAGAGGGAGGCAGCUGCUGAGGAAGAAAGAAAGAUUGAAGCUCCAAGUGAGAUUGAGGUCCCAAGGGAGGCCUGGGAGCCCAGUGGUCCCCUUAUGGUGUCUGCAGAGCUCUCCCUGGAGGCAGCUGAAGAGGAGAAGUCCCGUAUCAGCGUCAUCACACCAGAAGAACGGUGGGCCUUGGCUGAGAUGGAGCAGCCAGAGGCUCCUGCAUUGCCUGUGGUGCCUGAACUCCCCGAGGUGCCUAUGGAGAUGCCUUUGGUGCUACCUCCAGAGCUUGAGCUGCUCUCACUGGAGGCUGUGCACAGGGCAGUGGCACUGGAGCUGCAGGCCAACAGGGAGCCCGACUUUAGCAGCCUGGUGUCACCUCUCAGCCCCCGCAGGAUGGCUGCCCGGGUCUUCUACCUGCUCCUGGGUAAGUGUGUGCGUCAUGUGUAUAUGGGGCAGACACACAAACCAAAGGCCCAUAGGCGGACUCCCCCAACCUGCCCUCUCCUCCCCUCUUGACCAGUGCUCUCAGCGCAGCAGAUUCUUCGCGUGGAACAAGAAAAGCCAUAUGGUCGCCUCCUGAUCCAGCCGGGGCCCAGAUUCCACCGAGGUUAGAGUCCAUUUAAGCUGUCAGGAAACUGGCCACUUCUAGUAACCAUGCUGUGCUUCACUGGGCCCUGCCUGCCUCGUUUCUGAAUGUGCAUGUCUAGCCUUCUUGCUCUCAGAGUUAUAGUUCAAGCAGAAAACAAACUGCUUUUAUUACAA
Messenger RNA from Sapajus apella (tufted capuchin), 3205 nucleotides. RefSeq names its product REC8 meiotic recombination protein (gene REC8). The record is from RefSeq and is a predicted model, not a curated record. Gene Ontology annotation, molecular function: protein binding; chromatin binding. Gene Ontology annotation, cellular component: synaptonemal complex; cohesin complex. Bases 1098 to 3023 code for a protein of 641 amino acids. NCBI's taxonomy places the organism in Eukaryota, Metazoa, Chordata, Mammalia, Primates, Cebidae. Gene Ontology annotation, biological process: synaptonemal complex assembly; replication-born double-strand break repair via sister chromatid exchange; mitotic sister chromatid cohesion. The transcript is spliced from 17 exons.